This is a messenger RNA of Ctenopharyngodon idella (grass carp), 3454 nucleotides long. RefSeq names its product pancreatic secretory granule membrane major glycoprotein GP2-like. The coding region runs from base 143 to 2971 and encodes 942 amino acids. Gene Ontology annotation, biological process: cell-matrix adhesion. The transcript has 20 exons. The record is from RefSeq and is a predicted model, not a curated record. Lineage: Eukaryota; Metazoa; Chordata; Actinopteri; Cypriniformes; Xenocyprididae.
GUCGGUUACUUUCCAAGUGGUUUUAGUCUCCAAUGGUGAACGCUCUUUCAUCCUGAUCAACUAUGGUGAUAUUGCAGAAACAGGACAAAGUUGGCUGCAGCCAGUGCCCCAGAACUCUCGUUCAGCAGUAAUGUCAAUGUGAAUGGUCGCUGGUCUUUCCGUGUUGAUGGAUCGCCAAACUGCUAAUUUCCUGCCGUUUGGGGAUGGAGACGUAGUAAACCCUAUUUCGGAUGAUGGAAGCUCUGAAGCCAUUUUCUUGCAGCAGCCUUUCAAAUACUUUGGACGUAUAUAUAAUCAGAGUUAUGUGAACAACAAUGGUCACUUGACAUUUACUCAACCACUAUCUGCCUACAUCCCUUUUCUGAACGCUGGAAUAGACAUCAUUGCUCCUCUGUGGACUGACCUUAACAAUGUAAAUAGUGGAACGAUCUCCUAUAGAGAGGAUACAAGCAGUGCUGUACUGGCACAAGUCACUGAAGCUGUUCACCAAUAUUACCCUAACGUGCCUUUUACUGCUUCAUCAGCCUUUGUGGCUACCUGGGACAGUGUGCCGUACAUCACUGGUGGAGGGUCGGUUACUUUCCAAGUGGUUUUAGUCUCCAAUGGUGAACGCUCUUUCAUCCUGAUCAACUAUGGUGAUAUUGCAGAAACAGGACAAAGUUGGCUGGCUGGUUAUGACACAGUGGACUCUGUUAAUUCUUUCCAAAUUCCAGCAGCCAGUGCCCCAGAACUCUCGUUCAGCAGUAAUGUCAAUGUGAAUGGUCGCUGGUCUUUCCAUGUUGAUGGAUCGCCAAACUUGCCAGCUAAUUUCCUGCCGUUUGGUGAUGGAGAUGUAGUAAACCCCAUUUCGGAUGAUGGAAGCUCUGAAGCCAUUUUCUUGCAGCAGCCUUUCAAAUACUUUGGACGUGUAUACAAUCAGAUCUAUGUGAACAACAAUGGUCACUUGACAUUUACUCAACCACUAUCUGCCUUCGUCCCUUAUCUGAAUGCUGGAAUAGACAUCAUUGCUCCUCUGUGGACUGACCUUUACAAUGUAAAUGGUGGAACGAUCUCCUAUAGAGAGGAUACAAGCAGUGCUGUACUGGCACAAGUCACUGAAGCUGUUCACCAAUAUUACCCUAACGUGCCUUUUACUGCUUCAUCAGCCUUUGUGGCUACCUGGGACAGUGUGCCGUACAUCACUGGUGGAGGAUCGGUUACUUUCCAAGUGGUUUUAGUCUCCAAUGGUGAACGCUCUUUCAUCUUGAUCAACUAUGGUGAUAUUGCAGAAACAGGACAAGUUUGGCUGGCUGGUUAUGACACAGUGGACUCUGUAAAUUCUUUCCAAAUUCCAGCAGCCAGUGCCCCAGAACUCUCGUUCAGCAGUAAUGUCAAUGUGAAUGGUCGCUGGUCUUUCCUUGUUGAUGGAUCGCCAAACUCUCAUUUCCUGCCAUUUGGGGAUGGAGACGUAGUAAACCCCAUUUCAGAUGAUGGAAGCUCUGAAGCCAUUUUCUUGCAGCAGCCUUUCAAAUACUUUGGACGCGUAUACAAUCAGAUCUAUGUGAACAACAAUAGUCACUUGACAUUUACUCAACCACUAUCUGCCUACAUCCCUUAUCUGAACUCUGGAUUAGACAUCAUUGCUCCUCUGUGGACUGACCUUAAUAAUGUAAAUGGUGGAACGAUCUCCUAUAGAGAGGAUACAAGCAGUGCUGUACUGGCACAAGUCACUGAAGCUGUUCACCAAUAUUUCCCUAACGUGCCUUUCACUGCUUCAUCAGCCUUUGUGGCUACCUGGGACAGUGUGCCGUACUACAGUGGUGGAGGGUUGGUUACUUUCCAAGUGGUUUUAGCCUCCAGUAGUGAUCGUUCUUUCAUCCUGAUCAACUAUGGUGAUAUUGCAGAAACAGGACAACUUUGGCUAGCUGGCUUUGACACAGUGGACUCUUCACACUCGUUUGCCGUUUCAUUACUAAAUGUUUCUGAACUGUCAUCCAGCAGCAAUGUCAAAGAUAACGGUCGUUGGGUUUUCCAUGUUGAUGGUGGUCACGAUGUUUGUGAUACUUGCACUGAAAAUGAGGCUUGUCAUAAGAGAGGUGGUGUCUACGGUUGUGUUUGCUUGGAUGGACAACAACCAAAUCAUGAAAGCUUUGAUGCUGUGGAGUCUUGUGUCAGCAGCACUGGGUCCCUGUCUCUAUCCCGUUGCCAGCUCUUUGAAUCUGGUUUUCCUCCUGAGACCCUGCACCUAAAUGAUCCAAGCUGCCAAGGGACCCUUGAAGAUGGCAGACUUGUGUUUCAGUUUGACAAUGAAGGCCUCAUAUGUGGUACCAUUCUGAUGAGCAACAGAACUCACUUUAUCUACCAAAACUCCAUUCAGUCUAACUUGAGAGGCACUGGCCAGAGCAUCAUUACAAGAGAGAGAUGGAUGAACAUUACAUUUUCUUGUGCAUAUCCUCUGAUCCAGACCCUAUCUAUGCCCAUGGGUAUCCAGGCUGAAGGCGGUGAGAUAUAUAAGGAGCUUCCUGCUGGCCAGGGCACAUACCAGGUCCGCAUGAUUCCCUACCAUGAUGCAGAGUUUACUAGCCCAUUUGAUGGGGAGGUGGAAAUACAGGUGAACCAGCAGAUGUAUGUGGCUGUUGAGGUGGAAGGAGUGGAUAGAAAUCAAAUCGCAACAGUUCUGGACAACUGCUGGGCCACACCUAUUAAUGAUAUCGACUAUCAUAUUCGCUGGAAUCUAAUAACUAGAGAAUGCCCCAACCCUGAUGAUGGCACAGUGGAGGUUCUUCAGAAUGGUAAUAAUACGACAAGCCAUUUCUCCUUCAGGAUGUUCACCUUCUCAGGAAUCUCUGACCGCAUCUUCCUGCACUGUCAGAUUCAUCUCUGCCUUGUACAGAAUGGCAGAUGUGCACAGUCAUGCGACCCUGGAUAUAGACGUAGAAGGCGCAGAUCUUUGGACUUCCACCACUCUGCUGCGAUCACCAUGGGUCUUUAAGAAAACUCAGUAACCAUGAUGAAUGAAAGAUCCUGCAUUUAUAUCAAAAUACUUCUUGUGAAUGAUAAAGAAAUCUUAAUAUGAAAUUUCAUAUGAAUUUGAAAGCACUUCCUUGUCUUUAAACAUCUACAUUUAAAUCAGAGAUAUUUCAGAUAUUUUAAAUAAUCAUAUCACUUAUGAAAACCAACUGCUAGGUGAAAAUGGACUUUGGAAAAACCACUAAAUCUAACCCAGACCCAAAGUAAUUCAUUUAUUUCCUAAAAAAGAAAUCUCUGUAAUAACCUCUGUAUGCAUCUAUCGUUUUAUUGUUGUAGGAGAGUGUUAUUCAAAUACAAAUCUAAAUUCUUCUUGAUUAUUCAGGGAAUAUGAAUAAAAUUUACCAUAAAUGGAAUUAAAAGAAUGAUUUAGCUCUCUGUCUUUCUCUUUGUUCAAGGAGUAAUUUUGGAAACAAUAGACCAGACAAUCCUUGAAUAAACCUGCUUA